CACUCAACUGUCAUACGAAAUAUUCGUGCGAACGAUUGCUCUGUGCGAGGAAAAAGACAAUAGACAAACACAAAAGACUACAGGUCUUUUGCAUAAUUAAAUCAAGAACAUUCUUUAUUUCAUUUUUUUCGUUCGUUGUUAUUAUUGGUGGUGGUGGUAGCCAAUUAUUGGCGGCAAACGAAUUCGAUUUUUGGUCGACUGGAUGAACGAUGAACAACGGCAAAUGCCGAUAGAAAUGUAGGCACAGAACACACAAAAAAAAUCGAAGCAUAUCACGUCAGAAAAAGUGUCUCGUGUAUAUCGUAGUGAACGAAAAAAAAAAAAAAAUAAGAGAAAAUGUCUUCCAAAAAUGAACUAAAAAAAUUACUUUCGGAGGAGAGUCUUGCCCGUCCGCCGGAAGAAGUGUUUGAUAUUUUAUUUAAAUUGGGAGAAGGUUCGUAUGGAUCGGUGUUCAAAGCCAUUCACAAGGAAAGCGGUGUUGUAGUUGCCAUCAAAUUAGUGCCAGUCGAAUCCGAUCUACAUGAAAUCAUCAAGGAAAUUUCGAUCAUGCAACAAUGCGAUUCACCGUAUGUGGUUCGAUACUAUGGUAGCUAUUUCAAGCAAUGUGAUCUGUGGAUUUGUAUGGAAUAUUGUGGUGCUGGCAGUGUUUCGGAUAUUAUGCGAUUGAGAAAAAAGACUUUGUCGGAAGAUGAAAUUGCGACCAUUUUGAGUGACACACUCAAGGGUUUGGAGUAUUUGCAUCGACGGCGUAAAAUUCAUCGUGAUAUAAAGGCCGGGAAUAUUCUUUUGAAUUCAGAGGGACAUGCAAAAUUGGCGGAUUUUGGUGUGGCUGGACAGUUGACUGAUACAAUGGCUAAACGGAAUACGGUGAUUGGAACACCUUUUUGGAUGGCACCUGAAGUUAUCGAAGAAGUUGGUUAUGAUUGUGUGGCCGACAUAUGGUCAUUGGGUAUUACGGCAUUGGAAAUGGCCGAAGGGAAACCACCGUAUGGUGAUAUACAUCCGAUGCGUGCAAUUUUUAUGAUUCCACAAAAGCCACCGCCAUCAUUCAGAGAUCCCGAUCGAUGGACCACCGAGUUCAUUGACUUUGUGUCACUGUGUUUGGUGAAAAAUCCCGAAAAUCGUGCCAAUGCCAGCGAUCUGCUCAAACACGAAUUCAUUAAAAAUGCCAAGCCACGAAGCAUUUUAAACGAUAUGGUUGUUGAAGUGCACAAUAUUCGAGAGGCAAUGAGUCGUAUGGCACAAAAUUCCAACAGUACACCAGGACGCCCAAAUCCAGCGAAUGCCGACGAAACAGAUGAUGAUGAUCAACAAAAUUCGCACACUAUCAAAGAAUUUCCACCCGAUAGCGGUACAUUGGUACCAGAUCGAAACAAUACAGAUGAUGGAACAAUGAUAGCACAUACCGAUUGCGGAACACUAGUUCCAGACAGCGGUACAAUGGUGGAAUUGUCAUCGAAUUUGGGCACAAUGGUCAUCAAUUCCGAUUCAGAGGAUUCAACAAUGAAAAAACACGACACGGAUCCCGACAAGGAAAAGUAUCGACCACAAUUUUUGGAUCAUUUUGAUCGUAAGAAAUCGGAGGCCAUCAAUAAAAUGGUUGCCGAUGUUGCAAUGAUGCCAUCGGCUCCACCGAUUGAGUCGGAAGCUAUGCAGGUGGCUGCUGCUGCUGCUGUCGCUGCUGCACAGGCACAAUCUCAGGCUGGUUACAUCCAACACCAACAAGUCGUACAAGAUGUACACGUUGCUCCGCAGCAAUACAUACCGGGGCCAAGUCACAUUCAAGUGCAUCAACAGCCGCAACUAUACCCGGCACUGCCGAUGCAAAUGGGCCUACCGCAUUUGGUACAUCACGAUGGAAUCGAUAACAAUGCAAUGAUGCAUCAACCGCACAUUUCACCCAAGCACAUUGACAUCGCAUUGAAUUCCGACUUCAUCAAAUUUCUCAGUUUUGAUGAUUUGCAACAGCGAUUGAACAAUAUCGAUGUGGAAAUGGAGCGGGAAAUUGAAGAGCUUAACCGCAAGUAUACGUCAAAACGCCAACCAAUCUUGGAUGCCAUGGAUGCCAAACGAAAACGCCAACAAAAUUUAAACAAUAAUCUUAUCAAGAUUUAAUCGAUUCACGACGAAGUGAAAUAAGACGAAUUUCUUUUCACGGAAAAAGAAUUAAGUCAAAUUUUUUGUUGUUGUCAAGAAUGAAGUUGAAUGGAGGGACAGAGUAAGAGAGAAUGCUCAAUUACUCAACACGCAUAAUGAUGUUUUUUGUUGUAAUAGAUUUAGAAGAUUGUAAUAGAUAAGUUCGAUAAGUUGAAUAAAGAAGGAAAAAGAAAUAUUUUCAAAAGAAA
Messenger RNA from Sitodiplosis mosellana (orange wheat blossom midge), 2345 nucleotides. RefSeq names its product serine/threonine-protein kinase 3 (gene hpo). The record is from RefSeq and is a predicted model, not a curated record. Gene Ontology annotation, molecular function: ATP binding; protein serine/threonine kinase activity. The transcript is spliced from 3 exons. Gene Ontology annotation, biological process: regulation of MAPK cascade; protein phosphorylation; protein tetramerization. The coding region runs from base 337 to 2115 and encodes 592 amino acids. Lineage: Eukaryota; Metazoa; Arthropoda; Insecta; Diptera; Cecidomyiidae. Gene Ontology annotation, cellular component: cytoplasm.